Messenger RNA from Lodderomyces beijingensis, 1713 nucleotides. Lineage: Eukaryota; Fungi; Ascomycota; Pichiomycetes; Serinales; Debaryomycetaceae. The record is from the annotation of a GenBank genome assembly.
AUGGAUAAUAAACAAGGACGAGGGUCUCUCCAUCCCUUUGAGACGCCCAAGUCACCGUCGCGGUCCACGAGAGGCAAUGGAUUACUUCCGCCCAUAGCGUCUGGAUCUCCAAGAGGAAAACGAAGUAACAACGCCGUGUUCAGUGACCGAUAUAUCCCUAAUCGGACGGGGGUAGAUUUGCAGGCUGCAUUCAGUUUGUCCAGUGACGACGUACUACCGGAUCUCCGAAACAGUGCAAAUGGAGAUAACGAUAUCGAGAUUCGACGGGAAGAAGAGGCUAACCGGACGUUUUCAACGGUGUUGAAAGCUGAGUUAUUUGGAGACAACGUUCCUAUGGCUACUGCCAACCUCCUGCCGAGUGCCAAUGCCAAUAGCAGCAUGCGACCGAAGACGGCUGGUUUGCGGCAGAACCCCAUAUCAUCGUCAUCAUCACAUAACACGGGGACACCUCCGAGAUCAGCUGGCUCUUUAUCUGCAUUGAUUGCUCCCGGCUCGUCAGCUGCAUCCUUCUCCAGCAACAGUGCCGGUAGUGGGCAACAACGUCCCGGCACAUCUUCCACCUCUUCAUACGAGGCCGACGACGUCACCGCGACUCCACGGCGGAAAACUAAUUUAUUUACCUACCAGUCACCGAAAAAGACGAGACCUAUAUCGAGGGACUUGCAACAAGAGUUGUUCUCGCUAUCCCCUGUGCGACAAGAGUCUCAAAAGCUACUACUCUUGCCGCAGAAGAAACCCAGAUCCAUAUCUAAGGUUCCGUAUCGGGUGCUCGAUGCACCUGAGCUUUCGGAUGAUUUCUAUUUGAAUUUGGUGGAUUGGGGCCAACAGGAUAUCCUAGCGGUAGGAUUAGGCGAUAGUGUCUAUUUAUGGGAUGGGGCUACGCAAUCGGUUGAUCGCUUGUGCAAUUUGUCGAGCAAGGACAAGGUUACUAGUCUCAACUGGAUUGGUGCAGGCACCCACCUAGCGAUUGGCACUUCUAAAGGGUUGGUGGAGAUUUGGGAUGCGACAAAGAUCAAGUGCGUGAGAACAAUGACUGGUCAUUCGUUGCGUGUGAGCUCUUUGGCAUGGAAUGAGCAUAUCUUGUCGAGCGGCUCCCGAGACAGGACAAUCUUGAACCGAGAUGUGCGAAUCGAGGACCACUUUGUCAAUAAAUUCGAGUGUCAUAAACAGGAAGUAUGUGGUCUCAAAUGGAAUGUCGAAGAGGGCAAGCUCGCAAGCGGAGGUAACGACAACAACUUGUUUGUAUGGGAUGGCUUGAACCCCAAGCCGUUGUUUCAGUUUACAGACCACACAGCCGCGGUCAAGGCCAUUGGCUGGUCACCGCACCAGCGAGGGAUACUUGCCUCGGGCGGAGGCACCGCUGACAAGACGAUAAAGGCUUGGAACACGCUUUCGGGGAACUUGAUCCACGACGUCAACACCGGUUCGCAAGUGUGCAACUUGAUCUGGUCCAAGAACUCAAACGAGCUUGUCUCGACUCACGGCUUUUCGCGAAAUCAGAUUAUCGUGUGGAAGUAUCCUUCGAUGCAACAAAUUGCGCAAUUAACAGGUCAUACAUACAGGGUCUUAUAUUUAUCAUUAUCGCCCGACGGCGAAACUAUAGUUACUGGAGCUGGAGACGAGACCUUGAGGUUUUGGAACGUGUUUGAGAAAAACAGACACAACGAAACCCCAUCCUCUGUUUUGUUGGGGGCUUUCCUGCAGCUUCGUUAA